Molecule: messenger RNA, 682 nt
Organism: Lytechinus pictus (painted urchin)
Lineage: Eukaryota; Metazoa; Echinodermata; Echinoidea; Temnopleuroida; Toxopneustidae
Exons: 3
Coding region: 26-682 (218 amino acids)
Biological process (GO): netrin-activated signaling pathway
Cellular component (GO): membrane
Molecular function (GO): netrin receptor activity
Source: RefSeq, a predicted model, not a curated record
UGAUGAAGGAGAUGUCGAAACAACCAUGAAAGAGUGCUGCAAGAGAGUUGGAGCUGAUGGGGGCAAAAUUCAGCUAGAAUCCUUUGGGAUUGAACUUGAGAUACCUCCUGGUGCAAUUGACAGCAAAGAGCCACAAGAAAUCUCCCUUCGUGUUCUGACCGAUACUCCUAAUCUUGGUGACUCCAAAGACGAGAUGUCAGUCUGCUUUGGUGUACAAUGCUUAGCUCCUGAUGACUUAAUUCUGAGGUCGCCGGUGACUUACACAUUACCUCAUUGCGCUGUUGCAGCACUUUACUCCAGUUUACAGGCAGUCCUAUACUCAGGAGAGGGGAAAUACUCGCCACAUGCAGUUAUUAAGGAACGGAAAGUACUGUCAAGGUCUGGAAUACCCAGCUGCAAGAUCUUUAAGGACGUACUCAAACUCAAGAUGGAUCAUUUUUCGUGGGCGAAGAUUAUGAUCAGGAUCAAGAACUUCUUCUUCCGCGGAAAGAGGAUGUGUUUCGUGCCGUUUAAAGAGAAGUACUUGUCUCUGGCAAAGACACCUCUCAUCUUACAUGCCAACUUUUAUGAUGAUGUGGAAGGGAACAAAGAGGGUCAGGAAGUAAACCGGGAUAAGUUACAAGGACAGUCAACGGUCCACUAUGUCCGAAAUUCCAAGAUAGCUUUCAAAAAUGAAGUCUAA